ACCUCCAGCUCGAGCAGAUCUGAGGCACCUGCGAGAACUUCUCUCCGGAGCGGCAGUUGGGGUUGCUCGCUCUGCCUUGUCUGCCAGCCCCAUGGUGCACUCCCAGCUGCCCGUCGUGGCUCCCCUCCGCCUGCUCUGCGCCCUCCUGUUGCUGCCCUCGGCGACGAUGAUCCCCGGGGGCCUUUCCCCGAGAUCCGUCACGGAUCCGGACGUGCAGGAAGCCGCCGAGUUCGCCGUGCAAGAAUACAACGCGCUCAGCGCAAACGCCUACUAUUACAAGCAGUUGCGAAUUGUGGAGGCGCAGUCCCAGGUAGUCGCAGGGGCGAAAUAUUAUCUGACGAUGGAGUUGAUGAAAACCAAGUGUGCAAAGACCACCGGCAAGCCAAAGGUGUACAAAGAGAUCCAGAACUGUGAACUUCCUCCAAAGGCUCAGCAGGAGAAACUUACUUGCCGCUUCCAAGUCUGGUCCCGUCCUUGGCUGCAAAAGAUUGAGUUGACAAAGAUGAGCUGUAACUAAUCUGGACAGCUGGGAUGGACUCACGAGAUGACCCCCAACAUGGGCAAAUGAUCCUGAGUGUGUCCAGCGGCCGAGAAACCUCUGGUGUUACAAGCUGAAUUUAGAGGAAGCUUUGCUUUUUUCGUCUGUCAUAUAUGACCCUUCACAAAUCAUGAGUCAAAUGAUUCACUUAAGCCCCAGUUCAGUUUUUUUCCUUCUUCCUCAGUUUCCCUUUCUUUUCUCUAGCUUUGUUUGCUGUAGUUUGCAUUAAAGAGAAGACAGCUCCAAGUGAUGAGUCAAUUGUUAAUUGGUUUUAAUAAAGCUAUCAGAUGAU
This is a messenger RNA of Notechis scutatus (mainland tiger snake), 830 nucleotides long. RefSeq names its product cystatin. Gene Ontology annotation, molecular function: cysteine-type endopeptidase inhibitor activity. Gene Ontology annotation, cellular component: extracellular exosome. The record is from RefSeq and is a predicted model, not a curated record. NCBI's taxonomy places the organism in Eukaryota, Metazoa, Chordata, Lepidosauria, Squamata, Elapidae.